Molecule: messenger RNA, 1371 nt
Organism: Aegilops tauschii subsp. strangulata
Lineage: Eukaryota; Viridiplantae; Streptophyta; Magnoliopsida; Poales; Poaceae
Biological process (GO): DNA integration
Molecular function (GO): RNA-DNA hybrid ribonuclease activity; nucleic acid binding
Source: RefSeq, a predicted model, not a curated record
AUGGCCGGCUGCGAUCUGCUAUCCUUUUUGGACGCCUACUCUGGUUACCACCAAAUCAAGCUGGACCCAGCCGAUCGGCUGAAGAACGCCUUCAUCACCCCUUUUGGCGUCUUCUGCUACAUCUCCAUGACAUUCAGCUUGAGGAACACCGGCGCCACCUUUCAACGCUGCGACAAGCUGAAGUACACGCUACAGAUUCACUUUGCCGCCUCCAACAAUGUGGCCGAGUAUGAGGCAGUCAUCCACGGACUGCGGCUGGCCAAGGAGAUCGGCAUCCGCCGCAUCUUGUACUACAGCGACUCGGACCUUGUGGUCCAGCAGUCCUCUAGCAACUGGGACACCAAGGACGCCAACAUGGCCAGUUACCGCUUCCUCGUCCAGCAGAUCAGCAGACACUUUGACGGGUGCGAGUUCAUCCACGUGCCACGGGCCAACAACGAAGAAGUCGACGCCCUGGCACGGAUUGGCUCUACCCAGCAGGCCAUUCUAGUCGGCUUCUCCCUCGAGUGCUUGCGCAAGCCGUCUAUCCAACCUCCACCAGAAUCAGAAUCCAUCUUCAUGCCAGCUGACCCUAGAGUAGCCAUAUCCAGCUUGGGGACUUCAGCAGCCUGCCCGGGGACUUCUGCAGGCGGCUCGGGGGCUGCAACACCCAAACCCGGCCCGAGGAUUCCAGAACCCGACCCAGGGACUUCCACGAUGCAACAAGGAGCAGACGGCUCCAACCCGCUGCCUCCCAACCCGGCCACCCCAACGCCGGUUGCUGUCACGACAGUGGUGGAAGCCCCGUCUUGGGCGCAGCCCAUCCUCAACUUUCUGGUGAGUCGCGAGCUCCCAGCCGACGAGGUCUUGUCCCGACAGGUGCAACACCAGGCGGCUGUGUACACGAUCAUCAACAGAGAGCUCGUCAGGCGCAGCACGACUAGUGUCUUCCAGCGCUGCGUCGAGCCGGAGAAGGGAAUUGCUAUCCUCCGAGGCAUCCAUCAAGGUGAAUGUGGUCACCAUGCCGCCUCCAGAGCCCUCGUUGCCAAAGCUUUCCGCCAUGGUUUCUUCUGGCCGACUGCUCUGGAUGACGCCAAGGAGUUGGUCCGGAAAUACAAGGGGUGCCAGCGUUUCAGCACCAAGCAACACCUGCCGGCUUUAGCACUCAAGACCAUUCCCAUCACCUGGCCAUUUGCCGUAUGGGGAUUGGACAUGAUCGACCGGCUUCACACCGUGUACGGGGACGAGGCCAUCAUCCCAACAAAUAUCGAGUUCGACUCGCCUCGCGUCACCCUGUACACGGAGGCAGAAGCAAAGGAGGCACACGAAGACGGCGUCGAUCUUCUCAAAGAGGCCCGGCUGCUAGCACUUAGCCGGCCCACCAUCUAUUAG